Sarcophilus harrisii (Tasmanian devil) is the source of this 2817-nucleotide messenger RNA. It is a transcript of the gene ACTR5, whose product is annotated as actin related protein 5. NCBI's taxonomy places the organism in Eukaryota, Metazoa, Chordata, Mammalia, Dasyuromorphia, Dasyuridae. The transcript has 9 exons. Gene Ontology annotation, biological process: regulation of DNA-templated transcription. Gene Ontology annotation, cellular component: cytoplasm; Ino80 complex. The record is from RefSeq and is a predicted model, not a curated record. The coding region runs from base 438 to 2396 and encodes 652 amino acids.
CUUCCCAAAAAGCCCGUGGGGAAUCCUGCUUGAAUCUGGUACAUAAGGAUCAGGGGCACUGACCGAUUUUUAAAAAUUAGCCCCAAUAAGCAGUUACUAAGGACUCCCUAGGUGCCGGGCACAGCUCUAAGGGCAGGCGCUGGAACUGAGAGCCUGGGAAAGGCUUCCUCUACAGGGCGCUUUUUAGUUGGGACUUAGUGGAAAGCAGAGUGAGUAACUGGACCACAGGAUGGGGAGCGCUCCAGGUAAGAGGAACAGCUAGAGAAAACGCCUGGAGCCGAGGGGGGGGCGCCCCGCUCACGGAACAGCCAGGAGGGCACUGGAUGGAAGGGCAUCGGAGCGCGCAGCAGGAAGGGUAAUGCAGAGCACGCUAGGGGGUGAAGCGUCUCUCGCCCCCUAGUGGAGCUUGCGAAAAGACGCGCGGUGUUCUUCCUCCAAUGGCGGGUCCCGGAGCACGCAGCCGCAGUACUACUACAAACACCCGGAGACCGGAACGUCUGCGCUGGGGUGGAGGUGGCCCCGGCGCUAGGGGAAGGGAAACGCGACGGCCCCAGACGCCGUCGAAUCAUCCCAAGAUGGCGGCGGCCUCUAACGUCUACGCUUUCCGGGACGCUCGCGCAGUACCGGACCCGGUCCUGGAGCCUCCCCCGGCCGUGCGAGUACCGCACCCGGUGCCGCUUGUGAUAGACAACGGCUCGUUCCAAGCGCGCGUGGGUUGGGCCUGCCCGGGCGCUGAGCCCGAUCCGCGCCUGCUGUUCCGCUCCGUGUGCGCGCGCAGCCGCGGGGCCGCGCGCGGCGGCGGCGCGCAGGUGGGCAACGACCUGGGCAGCCUGGAGCCGCUGCGCUGGUUGCUGCGCUCGCCCUUCGACCGUAAUGUGCCGGUCAACCUGGAGUUACAGGAGCUGCUGCUCGACUACAGCUUCCAGCGCCUCGGCGUCGCCUCUCAGGGUUGUGUUGAUCAUCCAAUAAUUUUAACAGAAGCUGUUUGUAAUCCACUAUAUUCAAGACAGAUGAUGUCAGAGCUCCUUUUUGAAUGCUAUGGAGUUCCUAAAGUUUCUUAUGGAAUUGACAGUCUCUACAGUUUCUACCACAAUAAAAGAAAAAACUCACUUUCCAGUGGUCUAAUUGUUUCUUCUGGAUACCAGUGUACUCAUAUUUUACCAGUCUUAAAAGGAAGGUUGGAUGCCAAAAACUGUAAAAGAAUCAAUCUUGGAGGAAGUCAAGCAGCUGCAUACCUACAGCGUCUCCUCCAACUGAAAUAUCCUGGACAUUUAGCAGCCAUCACUCUUAGUCGGAUGGAGGAAAUCUUGCAUGAACAUAGCUACAUAGCUGAAGAUUAUGUGGAAGAAUUGCAGAAGUGGAGAUCUCCUGAAUAUUAUGAAAAUAAUGUUCAUAAGAUGCAGCUCCCCUUCUCCAGCAAGCUGCUUGGUAGCACUUUGACAUCUGAAGAGAAGCAAGAGAGACGGCAGCAGCAGCUGCGGCGGCUUCAGGAACUUAAUGCUCGACGACGAGAAGAAAAACUACAACUUGACCAAGAACGACUGGACAGACUUCUCUUUGUACAAGAACUUCUAGAAGAUGGUCAGAUGGAUCAGUUUCACAAAGCCCUGGUAGAACUGAACAUGGACUCUCCAGAAGAGCUACAAUCUUAUAUACAAAAAUUGAGUGUGUCAGUGGAACAGACUAAGCAGAAAAUUCUCCAGGCAGAAGUCAAUAUUGAAGUGGAUGUUGUAGAUACCAAACCAGAGACACCUGACUUGGAGCAGCUUGAACAAACUCUAGAAGAUGUUGAAAGCAUGAAUGAAUUUGAACCUCUUUUUUCUGAGGAAACACCUGAAGUAGAAAAGCCAGUUACUACUGUACAGCCCAUGUUUAACUUAGCAGAAUAUCAUCAGCUGUUUCUUGGUACAGAAAGAAUUCGAGCUCCAGAAAUCAUUUUCCAGCCAUCUCUCAUUGGAGAAGAACAGGCUGGGAUAGCAGAAACUAUUCAGUAUGUUUUAGACAGGUAUCCUAAAGAAAUACAGGAAGCCCUUGUCCAAAAUGUUUUCCUCACUGGUGGAAAUGUGAUGUAUCCUGGAAUGAAAUCCAGAAUUGAGAAAGAAUUGCUUGAAAUGAGACCCUUCCAAUCUUCUUUUCAGGUCCAGGUUGCUUCUAAUCCUGUAUUGGAUGCCUGGUAUGGAGCUCGAGAUUGGGCCCUAGAACAUAUGAAUCGUGAAGAAGGCUGGAUAACCAGGAAAGAUUAUGAAGAAAAAGGAGGAGAAUAUCUUAAAGAGCACAGUGCUUCAAACAUUUAUGUCCCUAUCCGGGUUCCAAAACAGACUCCGCGGACAUCAGAAGCUCAAGCUUCAAGCAAAGCAGUAGGUGCUAGCACCAGCAAUCCUUGUGAGCAAGUGUAGCGGGCACUUAGGUAUGGAGCUUCUGCCAAAACGGCAUCAAGGAAACCAGCUUCUGCCUCAGAAUCUCUGAGCAAAGUUUCAGUUGUUAGGUGAUUGUCAGCAGAUUCACUCACAGUGAGUCUGUACAAAAUUGUUUGCUGGGCAAUUUAGCCUGUUAAUCCAAGAUAAUAAAUUUUCCCUUUAGAGGGAUAAUUAGUAUAUACUUUUUGACUUUGGGGGCUACACUGAUUUUUUUCAAUGGACUCUAAAAAGAACCUUUCAGCACCUUGACAUCUUUAACCUUUUUAGACAAGAUCCUGGAAUUGUGCAGAUAUACAAAGGGAAGCAAAGAGGAUACAGUAGGAGAAAACAAAGAUGAAUGGUUCAAGCUAUAUUUUAAAAUUGUUGUAUCUAUCAUUUUUUAGUAAAAUAUAUUUUUCUU